This is a messenger RNA of Penicillium crustosum, 738 nucleotides long. RefSeq lists its product as uncharacterized. Lineage: Eukaryota; Fungi; Ascomycota; Eurotiomycetes; Eurotiales; Aspergillaceae. The record is from RefSeq and is a predicted model, not a curated record. The transcript is spliced from 3 exons. The annotation marks the transcript as partial.
GUUUAUUUUUGGGAUGAAUUGCUCUAUUUGAGCAUUCUCCCGCUGACCAAAAUAUCAAUUUGCUGUUUCUACCUUCGUAUCUUCCCUGAUCGGACGUUCCGGAAAGCAACUUACGUGGCGAUUGCAUUGAAUGUGGGCUACUGGAUUGCCUUUGUCUUGAUCUCGGUGUUCCAGUGUCGACCUCUACCCGGAGCGUGGCACCGCUGGUAUGAAGAGGAGAAGUAUAAGUGCAACCAUAUCAACGCACAGGGCUGGGCAGCGGCAGUGCUCAACAUGGUCCUUGAUAUAAUUGUCAUGGUGCUUCCACUGCGCCAGCUAUACCGUUUAAACCUUUCGGUCAAACGAAAAUCAUUUGUGAUAUGCAUGUUUAGCCUGGGUAUUUUUGUCACUCUUGUCAGCAUCCUGCGGCUUAAUUCACUCAUUCACUUUGCUUCCACCACUAACCUAACAUGGGAUUACGUGACAGUUGGGUAUUGGAGUACUAUUGAAUGCGAUGUUGGCGUUAUAUGUGCGUGUCUGCCGGCCAUUAGAUCCUUACUACGACGUGUAUCCCCCGGACUCUUUGGCGAUACUGAGCCGGCCAAAUCAUCAUAUGCUAUGAACUCCCAUUCCCGUGGGAAUGGGUCCCAAUUUGCAGGUAUCCCUGCGCAGAGCAAGAAUGCUGACCGGCAAUUCUACCCACUUGAUGAAGUGGACACGUCUGAUGAAGCCCGGCUACAUCACCCCCACCCGGUGUAG